GUGUACGUCACGGCGAUCAGCUGUUGGGGCUCCACAACAACAACAAAAGAAGGAGCAGUCUGGGGCCGAGGAGGAAACGGACUGAAGGAAAAAGCUGCAGCGCACUGUGUCUCCCGAUGUACAGUCCCUGAAUUAACCUUUUUUAUAUUUUAUUUCUUCCGCGAAGAAACCUCACGUUUUUCUAUUUUUCGAAAAGUAACGCGUCUACCUCAGUUUUCAGGAUUUUGAUCACGGUUUGAAACUGGUUUACAUCUUCUGCCUCUGCCGCAGGGCUUUUUUCUACUUUUGUACGUGUUGAAUUGAUCCUGACGUUGAGCGAUGUCCAGCCUGAGUCUGCUGGCCCUCAGAUGAUCCAUGACCACACCUUAUUGAUGCACUUUAUCACCUUUCCGGAGCCUUCCUCUUGCCGUGAACCCCGCAGCUGAUGACCAAAGUGCCCGCCACGCUUCCCCGCCGUCGCCCCGUGCCGCGCGCCUCCUCCAGCCUCCCUCAGCCUCACGCCCUCGCAGGACGUCCAGGGAUGUUUCAGAGGUUCGCCAGCGCUCUGUUUGGGGACGACGUGGAGGAGCUGAGUCAAUGCAGCCGACCUGGAGACAGCAAAGAGGAGGAGGAGGAGGACGAAGACUGGAUCUUGGUCAACUACCUGGCUGAAGCCUGCUCCAGUCAGUGUGGUGAUGGCCUCUCUGGAUCCACUGCCGGUCACGAAGAGGAGGAGGAGGAGGAGGAAGACCUGGUGAUGGUCCCCUCCCCAGUGGCCAGCCCCCCCGUCCGCUACGCCUCCUGCACCUCCCUCAACUCCACGGCCGACACCGACCCGGACGGCGGCGCGGAGGAGGAGGACGAGGAGGAGGAGGAGAGCGGGUUCCUGCGCCUGGACGCCUGCUCUCUGGAGGAGAGCUGGUUUGUCACGCCCCCGCCCUGCUUCACCGGCCGCAGCAGCCAGCCCGUCCUCCUGGAAACCAGCCCUUUGGAGAACCUGCUGAUCGAGCACCCCAGCAUGUCCGUCUACGCCCACCACAGCCCCCCUCGUCUGACCCUUGACCCCUUGCAACGCUCUCUGGACCGGGAGCUGGACUUUUUGUCCAGUAACAUGUCCGGCACCCCGACAGCCUCAGGAGGGAAGGAGAAGGCGAGACGCACGCUGGAUGGCCCCCGCCACAGGCCAGAGGUGGCAGUCGUCCAGCGUCGCUCCGGCCUCCACUCCUCCUGCUACGCUGCAGCACUCUCCGCCCGCUCCGGCCUCCUGCAACAGCGGUCGGGUAACGCCACCCAACACACCCAACCUCUGUCCCGCAACGCCCUGCGACGCCUCAACCUGCUGCGCCCCCCGAAGGCCAACACCAUGCACCUGCACCAGCCCAGCCAGAGACACCUCAACUUCUGAGGCCAUGGCAACCUUCUUCAUCAUCAUCAUCAUCCUCAUCAUCAUCAACCUUGAUCCUCUAAGCAGUAUGGGAAUCUAACUCUGGACACACACACACACACACCUCUGUCUUUUUUUCUUUUCUCAUGAAGAAAUCAACACCAGCAUCGAGUCCAUCACCUACACACCUGAUCUGUUCUGACUUCUGAUUGGACGGUGAAACAGGGAAAAUGGCUGGUGAUUUCUCUCACUUUAUCAGCUCAUGUGACCAGUUGCCUCCUCCUCCCCCUCUUCAUCCAUCCGUCCUCCUCCACACUGAUGCUGAGAAGAAGGGAUGUGAAAAGAAAAGGUCGACCCUCUCCUCCUGUGUUGUGUUCUCUCUCUCUGUUGGACCAGUUUCUGUCCAAUCACGGAGAGGAUGAGUUGUCACGGUGAUGUCCUCAUCUUCUCUUUCUUUUUUUCUUCUUAUUCUUGUUCUUUAUGGACGACUUAAUGUGUAGAAUCAAUGCUGUAGGUCACUUUACUCAGUGGCAGGUUCACAGCAGGUGGCAGGACGGUCAGCCGAGGUCGUUGCAAGGUCUCACACACUGGCAACUUUUUGGGCAACUUGACAGGAAACGGGAGACAUUUCAGAGCAGCAGCAUGUGUGUUCCCAGUUAAUCAGUGCAGGAUUCGUGUGUUAAGGCUUUGAGGAAAAGUUGCCCAAAGUUUUGCUCAAAAAGUUGCCAGAGUCCGUGUGUGACGAACGCAGCGGACACUUGAGGUGUUGUGGUGCUCAUCAGUAUCCGACAGGUGUGUUUCUGUAACCUGAGCCCUGUUCACUUUAAACCAGCUGGUGUUGUCUGAAGUCGACGAGUCACAAGGAAAAAUCCCCUCAAAUAAUCCGACGCUGUUACAGUCGCUGCUGCUUCGUCUGUUUCUAACACGAGAGAACGGAACAGCUGAAAGCACAGAGCGCAGUUCGGUCCAUUAAAGGGACAUUCCACAGAUUAUACAUGUCAAAGUCAGUUUGCUCAUCAUGAACAGCUGUAUAACAUCUGCUGUGGCUUUAUCAAGUCUGAGAAAAUAAGCUUAAAGUGGAGAGACUACACGUUCAUAACAGAAAGUCUGUUACAGACUCUAUGUGAAGAGUGAAAGAUGCUGAUUGCAUUAUGGGAAAUGUAGGAUCCAGUGUUUAACCCAUACUAGGACAGUCAGGAUGUCUCCGCCUCAGCUGCUUUGACGGUUCACCACUUUUUUUUUUUUAUCUGUCCAAACAACCAGUCUGAAAAACACUGUCCAGUUAUUACAUUUAACAUUUGGAAAAACACAACAUUCUGAGCCCGUGUUGCCUCAAGUACAACACUGAAUCAGCAGCACCCAUUAAACAUAUAACGGAUCCUUUCACAGGAAACACAGGAAGUAAUUUCAUGUUUCGCCCUAAAGGCAACUUGCACCAACAAAUUUCAAAAAGACCCAUUUGCCCCAUUUUAACUUCAGCAUGUUCACGACCCAGGCACGAACAUGCUGCUUUCGCAGGUUUUCCUGUGAAACUGGGGUAGUGACUGAAAACUGAGAGACAGAACAGAGAGUUUUAUGAGCCCAAACCUUUCCUGUAGCUGCUUUGCCUUUGACUCUGUUUUCAGCUCUGCUGCAGAUGUAGACGCUGAGUUUUAGUUUUUCUGUGUUUCUUCCUCUGUGAUCGUUGAUGUCGGUCGUAGAGAGGAGCCCUCCCUUCCCAAAUCGGGGGGAAUUGACUUCAUUGACUCAUGUUGUCUAUAGAACAAAGAAAACACAUCAGUAAUAAAUGCAAACACAAAACACAUCACCACUUCCUGUUGUAGAGCAUUUGAGGGCAUUUUUCCUAAAUUUCCUGCCUUAAAAUUUCAAAAAUUCACUGAUCUUGCCUCUCGUCAGUCCAGCGGUGUUGUCCUGUUGUUAAACGCGGCGUCUCCUUGUUGGCGGUCCUGCGGCGCCGGCUGAACCUGCCUCUGACUUUGUAAUUCAGUACUUUUCACAAUAUUUUUUUGGAAAAAGAAAAAAAAAAAAGAUGGUAAAAAUUACUGGGUUAAAUAUCACUAAACGCCUUGUUUUAACGGUAGCUUUGAGAUGAAUACAAAUGUAAAAAUGUAUUUAAAAAAAAAAACUUCCAAAAUAUUUUUUGAAAAGAAAAAAACAAAUUACAUAUCAGUAUGAAGUUGGUAUAUAUGCGUCUAUGGUUUCUUGCUUAGGUAUGUUUGGUUAUGUUAGUGUGCAAUCUGUUGCAUGGUUGUAGAGUUGUGUUAAUGUCACGAUGGUGGAAAAAAAGAAAAUGGAAAAAGAUUAUUUUUCUUUUAGUGAUUUUGUUUGUUUGUUCUUAAAUGAAUCUGCAGUCCACUUCUCAGGGUCACAACUAAUCACCUUUACACUUUAGGAAAAUGCAGAUUUACUUGACGGCUGAUGAUUCUUUGUGCGUGCUCAGACUUUUCCAGCUCUGUCUUAGCGAGUUUUCCCUCGUGAAAAUGUUUGUGAGAAAUAAUUGACUUUUAGUUUUAGUGUCUCAGAAACUUAUCCUGGUCCCAGGACUGUGAAAACUCUCAGUCGACUGUUGGAAAUCCAUCAAGAUGGAGAGAAAAUUGUUGGUCUUUUUCUGUGUUGUUUAUAUUUUUUGCUAACGUGUACCUAACAUGGUUUUAGAAAUGUACUUUAUGCUUUUUAACGAUUCUGUUUUCCAUGUUAACUUAGUUACAUUUUGUUAAACUUAAAAAUAUUUAAACCAAAAAAGUAGCAGUGACCUUUAACUUUUCACUAGUUUAUAAUAUUGAUGUUUUUUUUUUUUAAGUUGUUGAACUUGUAGUUGUGAGCAGCUCUCGUCUCGGCGCUCUGAAAUGGUGGACUGUUCUUUAUAUGUCCACUGUAGGGAAAGUGGAGCUCGGGCCGAGUCACCACACUGCAGGAGAAAGGAAAAGAUCCGACUCACAGAGUGACGGGAUCUACUGCACCACAGCACAUCUGCGUUCAGAAAAAAGAAAAGACGAAACGUUAGGAACGACAAAAAUAUUAUUACACAAAGACUGAGACAGAAUUCUGGCUUUUUAAGUCUCGUUGAUGAGACGCUGAGUCACAGUUAAUAAGACAAUAAGACAAAAUGAUGACGUUUCUCCUGAUAAUUGUGACAUAAAAGGUCAAACAUUUGAUUCACUCUCUUUUAAACCUUUGACUUAUCAUGUCAAACUACAUAUAUGUAUACAUACAUGCAUGUUUCAAAUGUUUGACAGAAGAUAUAUUCAUCUAAAAUUUUCUUAUUAAGUCAAAUAGUUUUUAAGCUAAGAAGUCAUUUUAUGACUUAAUUAUCUCAAAUUGUAGACAUUUUCUCCUAAUUUUGUGUUAAUGGAGUGUUUUUUCUUUUUUUAUGAUUCCUGACUUUCAUUUAUUUCAUUUCUUUUCUUGGCAGAAAUGGGCUUCAGCACUGAGUCUCACAUUGAAACCUAAAAUCUCAGUUUUCUGAAGAUCGUUCUUGAUUGAUGCUGAAACAGGGGACAGUCUCCAACCUAUCAGUUCUGCUGAGCUACUCAAACAUUAAACACUUUGAUUUUAAAGCUGAAGUUUAGGGAACAGACCCCGCUGUGUGAACACAGAGUGAAAACAAGAGUUUAAGGCUGGAAGCUGAAUCUCCAGCCUGACGUCAGUUUGUGUCUGUGGUCGUGUUGAUGGGACGGUAGCAUUAAUAAGGAAGAACUAACUAACACGCGUUUGUUAGGCGUCUGUGUGGUUCGCUGUAAAUAAUUAUACUCAUAGUGGAGUGGCUCUUUCUCUGGUGUAUUUAAGCUUUUCUUUUAUUUCUCGAAUGUCUCUCUCUCUCUCUACUGUCGAGCUUUGCAAUCAUGGACAAUGUUAUUUAGUGUUACUACGGCGUUUUUGAAAAAGACAAACUUAAAGACAGAAGGGAUCGGAGGAGACGGUGAUCUGUCUCCUCCCGCUGUCAGGAGCCUUUAAUGUUUUAUUUUUAGUGUUAGUUUCUGUUCUCAUCUCUCCAUCAUCAAACUAACAGGGAUUUGUAAUGUUUUUUUUUCAAUGCCUUGAAAUUUGUGGAUCACGUGCCUUCCAGGUUGAAAUGUUGUAAUGACAAUGCAUCAAUGAAGAACUUGAACUCUCUUUUUUUUUUAAUGUCCUGAGUGGACGAAAUAAAUGAAAACACACAAACAGACAUCGGAACCCAACUAUGCACCACUCGGAGGAAGCUUGUUUGCUCUCGCCGCCACCACCCGCCCAGCCCGUGUACAGCUUUUAUAAUGACUCAACAAACCAGACAGAAUGAUGUAGCAAAAUCUCCUUUCUCCUCUUUUUGUUUAUUUUUUUAAAAAAGUGUGAAGAAUAUUUUGUGGCAUUUUUAUUUUUCACCAAGUGUUAGACAUUUGUGCUUUUUUUUGUGUAGUUUACUGGAAUAAUACAGCACUUUGCCAAAAAGAAAAAAAAGGUGUAGGAAUUUUAGGGUUAACUCUUUAUUUAUCGACAGAACUGUCUCCUUCUUUGUGUUUUGGAUGUAUGAAUGAUCAAUUCUCUCUGUUCUGAUGUCAGAAACAAAACAAAUGCUAAUUAAAACAGUGGGGUCAUCUGUUUUCGAACUGUAAUAGUUAAUACAUGUGAUCUCUUAUUAGCCUAUAAUAAAUGUUUUCAUACGCA
This is a messenger RNA of Toxotes jaculatrix (banded archerfish), 6004 nucleotides long. RefSeq names its product tumor protein p53 inducible nuclear protein 1 (gene tp53inp1). Gene Ontology annotation, cellular component: nucleus; autophagosome. NCBI's taxonomy places the organism in Eukaryota, Metazoa, Chordata, Actinopteri, Toxotidae. Gene Ontology annotation, biological process: autophagosome assembly; positive regulation of DNA-templated transcription. The record is from RefSeq and is a predicted model, not a curated record.